Clonostachys byssicola is the source of this 564-nucleotide messenger RNA. Lineage: Eukaryota; Fungi; Ascomycota; Sordariomycetes; Hypocreales; Bionectriaceae. The record is from the annotation of a GenBank genome assembly.
AUGCCCUCCAAAGGCUCCAAGGCCGGCCCCUUUGGCUUCAUGACCAAGCUCUCCCAUGGAAUAACACCCAACAUCCAACCCACCCUUCCACUCAUCCGUGCCGUUGUCGCUAGCAAUCCCCAACAAUUACGCCCGGGAAUCCUGUUUCAUGUCUUUUUCAACGGCGGCUCUGCCAUGCUAGGCAAGCUCCUAGACGCAAAUGGUGCGAACCUUUCGGCCCAUGUGACCAUCUUUAAUUCUUGUCCAAGCAUCAAAAACUUCACCACCGAUAUGAAUGCCGUCACAUCUGGCAUGAGUACUCCGGUCAAGUUUAUCGCUUAUCCUUUUUUCUUGCUCCUGAUAGUACUCUGCUCUAUCUGUUUCAUUGGCCGUGAAGAUAGUUUCGCGUAUUGUCCCCGGGUUCAUAAUGAGGUUAUAAGCGAGGCUAGACGGGCAUACAUAUAUAGCGAUACUGGCCAGAUUGUCGAUUACCAAACCGUGGCGAAGCAUGCUACAGCAGCAGAAGAAAGCGGAUUCCAUGUUAGACUCGAGAAUUCCAUGGUACAAAGCAUAUCAUGGAUGUGA